This is a messenger RNA of Staurois parvus, 365 nucleotides long. NCBI's taxonomy places the organism in Eukaryota, Metazoa, Chordata, Amphibia, Anura, Ranidae. The record is from the annotation of a GenBank genome assembly.
UGAGCCUGCAAGAUUUAAACAAAGCCAUUUCUGGUCUAUCUGCGAUGUCAAAUGAACUUGAUGAUUUGCUCAAUAGCAUGACUGUGGGUAAAGUUCCUACUGUGUGGUCAGCUAGAUCAUAUCCUUCCUUGAAGCCUUUAGGUGGCUACAUAGCAGAUCUUUUACAAAGACUGAGCUUUUUUAAGGAAUGGAUUGAGAGAGGAACACCAAACGUUUUCUGGAUCUCUGGCUUUUACUUUACACAGUCUUUUCUGACUGGCGCACUGCAAAACCAUGCCAGAAAAUACAAGAUUCCUAUAGACUUACUAGGCCUUCAGUUUCAGAUAACAGAUUAUGAUCAUGCGAAUGAAAUUGACUCAUCACCG